This is a messenger RNA of Caenorhabditis remanei, 918 nucleotides long. RefSeq lists its product as uncharacterized. The transcript has 3 exons. The record is from RefSeq and is a predicted model, not a curated record. Bases 1 to 918 code for a protein of 305 amino acids. Lineage: Eukaryota; Metazoa; Nematoda; Chromadorea; Rhabditida; Rhabditidae.
AUGCCUCUCCCCCUCUCAUAUCCUGGCCUUAAAUGUGUACUUGAAAACUUGGAAGCAGUAAAGCGGGUUCAUAUAAUUUCCCGUGCACCAGGCCUUCAAAAAGUAGAUAAAUUGAUUCCACUGCGUUUGAAGGAUUUCUCUAUUGUAAAGGAAGAAAUGACUAUCAACACAUUAAGAAUUGGUUAUGGUUAUGAUAAAGAUAAAGUAAAAUUCGAAAACGAUAUGAAUGAGAAAACAUUCAGCAGACAGAGAGGAGAGAGCAGUGAAGACAAAAUGAAGAAAUUUGUCAACUUUUAUUUCUGUGGAAGGUCAAUCAUCCAUGUGCACGAGUUGUGUUGGUGUGACGGAAUGUUCCAAAAUUUCUUGCCUGUCGAUAUGAAAUUCAGAGUGAAUUCGUUGACAGCGAUAUCCUAUUAUUUUAAUACCGCAAUUCCUUUCAUAGACCCUCAUAGUUUUCCUCUGAAAACUCUUUUCACUUCUAUUGCCAACACCUCAAUCUUCGACAUCCAAGUAGUGAAGUUAACAGAAACUCUUCUUCUGAAUCUCGCUAUUGAUCGGAUAGUCACUGUUGAAGACCUCAAGAAGUUGAACAACAAAACAGUGAUAUUCAAACAUUGUCGCUUCAGAAUUGAUUUGAUUUCAUUGAUUAAAUAUCACAUUGAAACUAAGAAAGAUAUUAGAACCACUUUUGUGAUUCCAACAGAUUGCAAAGGUUUUAUCAAUAAUAUGCUCCGUGAGUUUAAUCUCGCGUUUGGUAAAUUCCGAUGCGAUUUGAAGGGCGUGAAUGAGAGAUUUCUCCCAGGAUCUUCUAGAUUCUCCAUCCCUAUCAACGAUGGAUCUAGAAUCCAUGUCUAUGCAACUAAGGGAUCUCAAAAGGGGUUCUAUGAAAUAAUUGUGAAACCAGUCUCGGGAUUAUGA